Molecule: messenger RNA, 1098 nt
Organism: Fusarium sp. VM40
Lineage: Eukaryota; Fungi; Ascomycota; Sordariomycetes; Hypocreales; Nectriaceae
Source: the annotation of a GenBank genome assembly
AUGGCAUUCAGUACACCUUUCGAAAGACUUCCAGUUGAGAUUAUAAUCUCCAUCAUCGGCGACCUCGAGUCUCCGGAGGCCCUCCAAGCCAUGAUCCGGGCCGACUCUCACAUUCUACGUGUGUUCAUUGGAAAUCGGCAUCUUAUCCUUCGGCCCCUUCGCCAAGAUGUGUACCAUCAGUUCCCGGACAAGAAUUUCACGCAAGCGGCGAUAUCAUGUCGCCUGAGGCAGAUCGAGAGUGGUGUCCCGCCUCGAACUCAAACCCGUGCUCAUGCUGAAGAGAUGAUGAGACCCCUCCUAUCACAAUCACCGAAACCUUUAUCUGUGGCACAUUUGAGCCUGGGUGCCAUUUCGAAACUCUAUGAACUCUUUCGCGAAGCAGAAAUAUUCACAGCUGGUUUCUCAAGAGAAUGCUGGCAAAUGUUUCAAGACUGGGUGUCUAGAGAAAAUGACGAUUAUGACGAAGAUCAUGUACCUCAAAAGCUUUCUAGCAUCAGGCUUCCUUUAUCUUUACCACUUUCAAAAACAGAAUGUUACGAGAUACAAAGGUUCUAUUCACUCUUCGACGUAUACCGACAUACCCUCAAUUUUACCACCUCUUUCCUCCAAGACUAUGACCUUCCUGAGCCAUCUUCGUCCAAGUUUCAUAUUCUUUACAGGUUCAUCUACCAAGAUAAGCUUCUGUGUGUCAGGGCCUUUCAGACGGUCCUCAGAUUCGUAUUCAGAGAAUAUGAGCACCUUCUGAACGGAAUUCAUGACCGAAUCGCUUGUUGUACCCACUUGCAUCGGCCUGGCACCAGUGAUACACCUUGGCUGCGUCAACGACAAGAAUUUCUCGACAGAAGCCCGCGGGAUCAUGUACAGUUCAUCGCUUAUCUUUGCUCGCAAGGCUACUAUGUGCUGCUGAGAUCACAAGAUAUGGAUAGCAUAACGCGAGAGGAACGCAUAUUGUCGUUGUACAUGCGCUUCUCUCAGUUCAAAGAGAAUAUUCUUACCUGUCCAUUAGUAAUAAGUGCUCAUUUGGAGUUCGCUUUGAACAAACUCUGCCAUGGCACUGAUCUACAUCGUGAGUUUUGGGCAAGUGGAUCAGUAAUAUGA